AGUAGGGAUCGAGCCGUUAACGGAGCGGUGGAUCACGGACGUGUGAUCACACAUUUCUCCUGAUCAAAAUACCCACCAGAACCCGCGUCAAGUUUAACGACAGUUCCGCGAUAUCUGGAUUACGAUGGCGCACACGGGCGCGUGAGGAGAGCGUUGACGUUCGCUGAAGGUGCUGAAAGCACAGUUUCUUAACUGUGCGUGGGAGUGAAGUUCAGCCUGCAGUUUGUGUGUGAGAUGGAGGGCUUUCCUGUCCACUGACGCUGCAGCACUGCCUUGCAGUCAUGUCUGCAUGCAACACAUUCACUGAACAUGUAUGGAAACCAGGAGAGUGCAAAAACUGCUUUAAGCCCAAGAGCCUACACCGAUCUCCAGAGUCCGCCAAUGAGUGCAAGACGAAUAUCAAUGCCAAACUCACAAACAGCCAGAGGAGCACUUGCUCAUCCCGUGCAGGGCAGGUCCGCCCACCUGUCGCCAAGAAACCUACUAUUGCCGUAAAGCCUACAAUGAUGCUGCCAUGCUCCCCACCAGGAUUGGACUCUGAGGGAAAUGUGCCAAGGCUUGCAGAGGGACCGCAGGUCACCAAGAGCUCACCUUUUACUGUGUGGAACCACAACAGCCUGAAUAGCCCUAGACCUGCAGUGACAAACAACAAUCAAGGCGAGGAUUUGGUCAGGCAAACAGAGGCAUACAGUGCAAUCUCUCUGCAGCCAACUAGCAGCAACAACAAUGGACUGACAGAUGCUAAAGAGAUUGCUGGACUGGGAUCUUCUCCAAGCACAAGUAGAGAUGACUUUUUUGGCAGGAUCUGCAGUUCAUAUCAACGCUCGUUAGAGAGGGGCCUUCCAGCGGCAAGCUGUCUUCAUGCUGGAAGUAGCGUAAGAGGAGCGAUGAAACGGGUUUCCCUCAGUGACAGUACAGAGGUCAUUAGCACUGAGGGAGGGCGUUUCUGCUAUCCAGAAUUCGCUAGCGAUGGUGACGAUGAGGAGGAAGAAAGUGAUGAGGAUGAUGAUGGAGAACAUGACAGUUGGGAUGAAAGUGACGAAGAGUUGCUUGCAAUGGGGAUAAGAAUGCGGGGUCAACCCCGUUUCGCCAAUUUCCGUGCAGCCACUCUGUCCCCAGUUCCUUUUGCUCUAGUGAAAAAGUGGAAUACAGUGCCUCUACGUAAUCGUUCACUGCAACGUUUCUGUGCAGUCGAUUAUGAUGACAGUUAUGAUGAGAUUCUCAAUGGAUACCCAUCUGUUGACUCAAAUGGAGCUCCUGCUCUUCUCUCAUACACUUCUGACCACCAGGGAAGUGGCUUUUUGUCCACUUCUGAGUCCACCACCUCACCUGAGUCCUUGGCAUCUCUUCCUGAAGAAACCUGCACUGGGAGCAGUCGGGGCACUGAUGACCAGAGAAACGGUCUUCCUUUACCACCUAAUAUAGAAACGUCAAGUAGAGGACCAAGUUCUCCAAAAUCCAGUGAAACUCAUAAAGCUGUUCUAGCAAUUCGACUAGAAGAACAAGAUGACAGUCAAAGAGAGGGUGGGGCUCUCCCACAAGCUCUUCCAGGCCAGCCAAUUACAAUCAGCUUUAGCCCAACAGAGGAGCAGGCCAAGCCCUAUCGAGUAGUGAAUCUUGAGAAGGCUCCUAUCUGUAAACCCUAUACAGUGGUUGAUGUGUCUGCCUCUAUGGCCACAAAAGAUAGCACUCAUUUGAGUGAAAUUACUCCAAAGUCAAGCGUUACAGUCGACCCCUGUCCUGUCUCACCCAUCUCCCCUCAGUCCCCCAGAUCUCCCAUAUCGCCUGUGACAUCUCCCUCCAUUUCUUUGUCCCCGCUGAUGCCUCAGUCUCCUAUAGGUUCUUCAUCUGGACUCAGCGGUUUUCGCACAAAACCUGGCAGCAUCCGUUACCAAGAAGUGUGGACGUCUUGCACCAGCCCUCGACAGAAGAUUCCUAAGGUUGAUUUAACAAGUGGCAGUGCUGCUCCAAGACUCAUCAAUCACAAAUCGGCUCCCACAUCUCCCACUGCAGCCUUCGGCUCAGCCCGCACAGUGCCAACUAAAUCCCCCAAUUUGUCUGAGAUUAAAUUCAACAGCUACAACAAUGCUGGCAUGCCCCCAUUUCCCAUCAUCAUCCGUGAUGAGCCUGCAUAUGCACGCAGCUCUAAAAAAGCCGUAAAGGUUCCCAUAGUGAUUAAUCCCAGUGCUUAUGAUAACCUGGCUGUUUACAAGAGUUUCCUGGGGCUCAACGGUGAGCUGCCACAUUCCAAACCUGGCGCUGGAGAGCGAGUGGCCAGCCACACAUAUGAGGAGAUUGGAUCUUCUGAAAGUUCUCAGCCCUCUCCGUCUGAGCAAACACCUCCUCCAAUCAGCGCAGAUUUAACUGCUACCGGGGAAUUGAGGACCAUCACAGUAAAUGAUGGCAAAUACAAGACUACAACCGCUGUUGCAUUCCAUACUGGUAUCCUGAGCUCUAACCCUGCCAUUUUAGCCCAUGGCAGUUUGGAUCGUAUUCGUAACCCCAGCAGUGAGCAACCCCCAGAGGGCAGUAAAGAUUGCCAACUCACAUCAAGUGGAAGUUCAGGUCAGAGAGAGAAAGCAAGUGCUGUCUUGUCUCAGAUUGUGUCUUCAAUUCAGCCGCCGGUUUCUCCACCAGAGUCUCCUGCUGGCCAGAGUAAGACCUGCAGUGCUGAGGAGCUUUAUUCACUGCCACCAGAUGCUUCCAGAGAUACUACUGUUAACAGACCUAAAUCACUCCACUGUUCUGCUGAACCUCACAAAGAGACACCACACAAACUCCUUCCCAAAUCUCAGAGUGCCUCUGCUGCUGUACCACCCACAAGCCCCAAAUCUGAAACAUCCGCUCCAUUCCCUCCAGUGCGGUCUAGCUCUUCUCCUUACCAUUCAAGCAACCUGCUCCAGAGGCACUUUAACUGGACCAGACCUACUGGGGCUAAAUCUACUGAUGGAGAGGCCAGUCCGGGUGCGGAGGGCAGGCGUUCGAGCGAUGGCAACAAACCAAAACGCUGGAUAUCUUUCAAGAGUUUCUUCCGCCGGCGGAAGGAUGAGGAUGAACAGAAAGAGAAAAUGGAGCGGGAAAAGGAAAAAGGGAAGCUGCUGGGAUUGGAUGGGACUGUCAUAACUGUACUGCCUCCUCCACCUUUACAGAGACAGCAGUGGUUUUCAGAGUCCAAGACAGAUGACCCUCUCCAGAAACCCACAAUCAUAUUCACCUACAAAUCGGAGAGUGCCACAGGUGGAGAGGAGGCAGAGCUACGGGUGGAGGAGCGCAAAGAAAGUGUCCCAGCAGAAGGUGGAGCCUCCAGCCUGUCCACUCCACCCAAGAGCAGAGCCAGUCUCCUCAUUAGCAAAGUCAUGAAUCAACUUCCAGUUCAGGAUACUGAGACCUCCUCCGCCACAUCUCUUCCUGCUAAGCUGGAGCUGUCGCCCCUGCGCGAGCCGCCCGCGUCCUGUCCGCCCCCAGCGUCGCCCACCUCAAACAGCAGCAGGCAGGCAGAUCCAGAGGAAGAGGGAAUCGCUUACACCAUCUCACGCUCUCCUGAGUCCAGCAGCUGCAGGGCCACGUACACCAACCUGGGUCAGUCCAGGGCCAACAUGAUCCCCGUUAAACAUCCCAGGCAUCCUAAAGCAUCCGAUGACACUUUAACCUCUGACCCCGAGGUUUCUGAGCUCACCAAUAAAUCCACCCCUCCUCCACUUCCCAAAAAGUUAGUUCCACGUGCUCAAAUAGACCCGUCUGCUGCAGGUAAAGAACUUGCCCCACGGUCCAAAGGAGAGGCCAGACCUGGUGGGACCAGUCUGAGUGUUGCCAAUCCACUCUAUGAUCUCGAGUCCACUUGGGACACAGCCAGUCAGAGCUCCUCGCUCAGUUCAGAGGCACGACAUCCUGAUGAAUCCGGAGACUCUCUGGAGCGUCCUGCGGGUGGACGAAGCCUGUCUUGUUUGACCAGUAGCACCUCCAUGCAAGGAUGUGACCGGCGUGGCUACCGCAGUACAGAGAGUCUGACAGCCCGGACACGAGGCCCUGGGAGACUCACUAAAGGACAGAAACAGAUGCCAUAUAGAGGCAUGGAGAGCUGGGAAGAAGUGGUUGGAAGGAUCCGAGGCCUGCACACGGAUACCCUUCGUAAGUUGGCAACCAGAUGUGAAGAUCGUUUCAUGGCUGGACAAAAAGAUCAUCUUCGCUUCGGGACAGACAGCUGGUCGCACUUCCGAUUGACUGCGGGAAAACCCUGCUGUGAGGCGGGAGAUGCUGUGUACUAUACUGCAUCUUUUGCCAAAGAGCCUCUGAUGAACUACGCUGUCAAGAUCUGUCGAGGUGUGGUGAAGGAGACCCAGCAGCAGUUUUUCCACAGCCUAGCUGUUCGGCAAAGCAUCGCUGUGCACUUCAACAUCCAGCAGGACUGCGGGCACUUUCUGGCAGACGUUCCAGCCCGCCUGCUUCCUUGGGAGCAAAAGGAGGAUAAAGAUGAGCGAGGCGGUACAGAAGGAGGAGAAGAUGAAAAGGAGGAUGCAGCAGGUCCAGGUGGGAAACUCUGCAGUUGUGUUGUAGUGAUCACUCGUGAGGUGCCCUUCCAGACAGUGGCGGAUUUUGUACGUGAAGGUGUGGAGCGGCACGCAAGAAACCCUGAGCUAUAUGAACGACAGGUGUGCCUGCUGCUCUUGCAGUUGUGUGCAGGAUUGGAGCACAUGAAACCCUACCAUGUCACGCAUUGCGACCUGCGCCUCGAGAACCUCCUCCUGGUACACUGUCAGCCUGGAAACCCUUGGAACCUGGAGCUCCUGGAACCGAACAACAACACCGCAUCCGGAUCUUCCACCGCAGCUGCUUCUGCAUGUCCUGCUCGCCUCAUCAUCAGCAACUUUUCUCAGGCCAAACUCAAGAAUGUGGUACUGGAGCCUGCUUCGCUCCGAGACCAUUCCCGUCUGGCACCAGAGCUUCUCACUGCCACCCAGUACCGCAAGUGCGAUGAAUUCCAGACCGGAAUACUGAUCUAUGAGAUGCUGCAUCGUCCGAACCCAUUUGAGGAAAGUCCGGAGCUAAAGGAGAGGGAAUACUGCAGCUCUGAUUUGCCCCAAUUGCCCCUACGCUCCCUCUACUCUAAUGGCCUUCAACAACUCGCCACAUUGCUUCUCAACCCUAACCCUUCCGAACGUAUCCAGAUGGCGGAUGCAAGAGCAUGUUUGCAGUGUCUUUUAUGGGGUCCGCGAGAGGACCUGUUUAAUUCGCUGAACCCUGGAGCAGGGACAGUCCAACGACACACUGUCCUGCAGAACUGGCUAGACCUGAAGCGAACACUUAUGAUGAUCAAGUUUGCAGAGCGUUCUUUGGAAUCGGGCUGUGGUGUGAGUUUGGAGGACUGGUUGUGCUGUCAGUAUCUGGCUUUCUCCACCACUGAAUCUCUCAGUAGAGUGAUAAAGAUCCUGCAGCAGCCGCAGGGUGUGCUUAUAUGAUUUUAUGUGCUUGUAUCACGCUAAGGACAUUUGUGCGCUGUACAGAAGUGUGAUUUUUAUUCGAGGAACCUUAUCUUUUGACUUUGUUGGUGAAUUUGUUUGCGUUUGGUUUACUUGUGAUUUGGACUGUGGUGAUAAAUUGAUGCAUUGCGAAUUGAGAAAUGAUUCUGCAUAGUUUCUGAGAUUUUUACGAAAUCAUUGCGAUUUCUCUCUUGAAUCGACUCGGAGCUUAGCUUUAACAAAACGAUGAUGCUUGCAGCCAUACUUGCAUCCAGUUUCUUAGACACGCUACUUAGUAAAAUAAUCAUUCAUGAACGAUUUAAGUGAAUUACAAGAGUUCUCUUAGUGAGCUAUGUUUACAGUAAACUUGUUACAUAAAAUCCGAAGUACAUUGAAUGCUUACAUUGUGCCAAAUGCACAAGCAGUAUAAUUUGUGAGCGUUUGAAUAUGGGAAAACCUAUCCUAGAGCGCCAUCUCCAUUGAAAAGCUAUAAUGCAGCGACAUCUAUUAUUUAUAAUAGAUGCCAUCCGCUGUUAUAAACUAGCCUACAGCACCUCAACUUUUAAAUACUAGACUACAGCGCCAUCUGCUGUUAUAAACUAGCCUACAGCACAUCUGCUUUUAAAUACUAGGCUACAGCGCCAUCUGCUGUUAUAAACUAGCCUACAGCACAUCUGCUUUUAAAUACUAGGCUACAGCGCCAUCUGCUGUUAUAAACUGGCCUACAGCACAUCUGCUUUUAAAUACUAGACUACAGCGCCAUCUGCUGUUAUAAACUAGCCUACAGCACAUCUGCUUUUAAAUACUAGGCUACAGCGCCAUCUGCUGUUAUAAACUAGCCUACAGCACAUCUGCUUUUAAAUACUAGGCUACAGCGCCAUCUGCUGUUAUAAACUGGCCUACAGCACAUCUGCUUUAAAAUACUAGUCUACUGCGCCAUCUGCUGUUAAAAACUAACAUAGAUCGCCAUAAGCUUUUAUAAACUAGCUUAGAGCGACAUUUGCUAUUGAAAACUUGCGUAGAUCGCCAUCCGCUGUUUUAAAUUAGCCUAAAGCACCUCUACUUUUAAAUACUAGGCUACAGCGCCACCUGCUGUUAUAAACUAGCCUACAGCACCUCAACUUUUAAAUACUAGGCUACAGCGCCAUCUGCUGUUAUAAACUGGCCUACAGCACCUCAACUUUUAAAUACUAGGCUACAGCGCCAUCCGCUGUUAUAAAUUAGCCUACAGCACCUCAACUUUUAAAUACUAGGCUACAGCGCCAUCCGCUGUUAUAAAUUAGCCUACAGCACCUCACCUUUUAAAUACAAGGCUACAGCGCCAUCUGCUGUUAUAAACUAGCCUACAGCACCUCAACUUUUAAAUACUAAGCUACAGCGCCAUCUGCUGUUAUAAACUAGCCUACAGCACCUCUACGUAUAAACACUAGGCUACAGCGCCAUCUGCUGUUAAAAACUAGCCUAGAGCACCAUUUGCUAUUGAAAACUAACGUAGAUCACCAUCUGCUGUUAAAAACUAGCAUAGAUCGCUAUAAGCUGUUAUAAACUAGCUUAGAGCGACACUUGCUAUUGAAAACUAGUGUAGAUCGCCAUCCGCUGUUAUAAACUAGCCUACAGCACCUCUACUUUUAAAUACUAGACUACAGCGCCAUCUGCUGUUAAAACCAAGCUCUGAAUUGAUUCCAAAGACAAUCCUGAUGCAUUCCCAAACUCUAAGAAACGCUACACGAAUCAGUUUAUCGUCCCAGCCCGACUUGUGAUACCAUGCAAAGAGUCCGAACAAACCCGUUUACAGGAUGAAAAGUGACAAAGUGAAGUCAUAUUUAACUCCACAGAUAAUGGCACAUUUAUAGAGCUGCUUUUAUAAACAAAGUGAAACUGCAUGAUGUGUGUGCGAGUAUGUUGUGGGUUUAUAAUAGUUAUGCUUUUCGUUCUGCUGUAGGGACUUGUGUUUAUCAGCAGGAAACCACUGAUCCGACAUUAGCGGCAUCAUGAUUUAUGAUUCCAUUUACUCUUGAAACGAUUGGUGGAGUAUUACGUAUCAUCACGUGUUGGAGUUUAUGUUAGGACCCCCAAAACGAGGGUCACAUUAGGUCACCGAAUGAAUGGAUUCGAGUCUAUCAUGCCUUACCUUAUAUGUGUCCGUGUGUGUAUAUAAAUAGAGAUAUUGAUUUAUGGAAAAAGGCAAAAACAUCAUCUUCCAUCUGUCAUUUCACGCAAAUCUUUAACAGAUCCUGAUAUAUCUUACAGAUUAGUUGGAGAGAGUACAGAUUGGAUAUUUUUCUACCACAACAAAAGCACUGUAAAGUUUACCAAAGACACUUUGAACCACACAUUAUUACGCAUAUUUUUUACAUAAGCAAAGAGAACAUAUAAUAUACCCCCCCUUAUAAAGAAAGUGUCCUUAUGUAUCUUAAACGAAUGCAGUUUGGAUCUUCAGCAGCCUUCAAAGUACACCAAACUCGUCCUACUCAAAGUGGAGUCACUCCAGAUUCUGACCGUAGCAUUCACACUUGCAGAAAACACUACGACUUGCUUUUUCGAGACGUAUCAGGAUGAACCUAACCCGAAUAUAUGUGGAGGUAUGUGCAAUCAUUAAAAGCAAGUGUUGACGUUUGUUACAGUAUUAUCGAUGUGCUUAAUGCACUUGAUCUUCUCAGCAUGCUGUUCUUCUUUAUCUUCCAUCCUGUUUCUCUUAAUUGAUGAGAUGCUGAGCGAGGCAUAUGCAAGGGAUAUUCGUUUGUGUGUGUGUGUGAAGCUUUAGUUUGAAGGGACGGCACAUUCUUCAGCAUCGUGUCUUUUGUUGUAGUAUUAUUUUGAGGUGUGAAUGUUUGUGUUUCAGACAAUGGCAAUAUAGAGACGGACUUCAGAGUGAAAUGUGCGACUGCAUCCCAGUUUGUUUACUACCGCAUACUACACACACAGGUAUGUACUUCAGGGGUGAUGGGAGAGAAUAUUCAUGUUUGAAUGCGUUUGCUAAAUUAAUUUUUGUAUUUAAAUGCCAUGUCGAAUUUAAGAUGUGCAGUUUUUUAUUAUUACAACUGUUACAAUCUGCCUUUUUUGUAUGGAGCUAAUAAUAUGCCCAAACAAUCUGAAUUUGAAUUGUGUUCAUUUGAAUUAUUGACAAUUGUAGUUAAAUAAAUCAGAAUUUUUAGAUGUCUUUAAAAAUGGUUUUGAAUUUGAAUUUCAUAACUUGAAUAUUGAACAUCUGAAAUUUUAGACUACUGAAUUUUUCAAGGCAGAAUUUUUUACUGACGCAUUUUGAUCUUCUGAAUUCAUAGACUGCAGAUAUUGGGUUUGUACAGUUUCAAAUUUUCAAGGUGAAGAAAUUCAGAACAUCAAAUUCAAUAUCCUAAAAUUCAAAACCAGAAAGUCAGAUGGUGAAAUUCAGAUUCAGCAGAAAGUAGGUCAGGGGUGAUCAACAUGGAAGAGUAGACGACCACAGAAAAGUCAAACUAAGAAUCACUCACCUCUGCUUGAUUCAUAGUUAUGGACAAGUUACAGGGUGCAAAUUACGAGGGUGAGGAGUUUUGGGGGGUCUGGAAAUAGGUAAAAAUAAAUGUUUUUUUUAUCUACAUAUAGCCUAAUGUAAAAUUAAACUCAUGUAUUUUAGCUUUAAGUAUAUGGAAGGCUGCUUUCAGUUGCAGGUCACAUAGAACAAACAAUAUGUUGAAAACUAGUCAAGUGGCUUUCCCUGUACUCUAUUCACAUAGAGACUUUUCAAAUUAUUUCAUUUUAAAAUCUAUUCAAAUAUAGACUUUAUAACACCUCUUAUGUUGUUACCUUUUGAAACUAAGCUUUAAGCACUUAACAAACGAGGUUAACAAGAAAUUUCUGAGCGAGUCAUUCAUAGUGAGUCACUUAAUUCAUUUAUAAAUGAGCUGAUUCGAAUGAAUCUGAAUGAACAAUUCAGUGACAGAGAGAGAGAUUUGGCGCCACCUAUUGGACAUUUUGGUUUCAGCGUAUUUUAGCCAAAUGUAAUAUUUUUAAAUAUAUGGAAAAAUUCAACCUUGAAAAAUUCAGUUGUCUUAAAUUUCAAAUAUUCAAUAUUCAAGUUAUGAAAUUCAAAUUGAGCAAUUCAAACUUUUAAAGGCAAAUAAAAAUUAAGAUUUAUUUAAUUACAAUUGUCAAUAAUUUAAAUUAACACAAUUCAAAUUCAGAUUGUUUUGGCAUGUUAUUAGCUCCAUAUUUUGUAGCAUAUUUGUGGAUAAUAGUUACUUAAAGGGAUAGUUCACCCAAAAAAUAAUUAACCCAAUUUACUUGUUUCGUCUGUUAAACGCAAAAGAAGAGACUUUGAGAAAUGCUGUAGCUGCCAUCUAUUGACUUCCAUAGUAUUUUUAUAGUGUUUUAAAGAAGUUGAUGGGUGCCAGCUACCAGCAUUCUUCAAAAUAUCUUACUUUGUGUUUAACAAAAGGUUUAAAACCACACGAGAGAGAAUAAAUUAUAUAUUUUUUCAAUUUUUGGUUGAACUAUCCCUUUAAAUUUCAAGUAAAUCACCCUGAUACCUUAUGUAAACUAUGAUUCGAGGCAAACUAUAUCUAAUCUCGCAUACGUAAUGGUAUGCAAAUUGGGAUGCAGAUGUUGUCAUGUUUGUUUUUCUUUUAGGUAUUAAGGUAAAUCACAGAAAGGGAUUUAAUGAUGAUUGAUAGUGUAUGAGAACCGCUUCCUGUGAGGUCAUUGGGUCAAGAAUCUGUCAAUCACACAAAAGGGCGGGACCAUCGGUUAGAAAUAGUUCCUGUUUCAUCAUUAGAGAAAAUACAGGAGUAUAGUGUGUGUGUGUGUGUGUGUGUGUGUGUGUGUGUGUGUGUGUGUGUGUUAGUUGAUGUUUGCAGGUCACACUUUAGAAAUAUGUUAUAUUGAAUUAUAUUUGUAUAUAAUAAUUUUCUGAGUGUAGUUUUAAAUCAUUUUAGCAUUACGAGUCUGUCAGCGAAUGAAUUUGAGUGAGAGAAUGAAAGUGUCAGCAGAUGUCUGUAGUGUGUGUGUGUGUGUGUGUUUUCACUCAUCCAACAUCCGUCUCAUCAGUUUCUUUCACUUCAUUUCACUCAAAUCAUGUAUUUACUGUUAUUUACACGUUUAUUGCCAGUGAUUUCACAGAACGGCUUUUACCUACAACUGCAUAUCUCAUGGUAUUUAGCUCUACAUUACCGAGUUAACUGCUCAUAAUAAAACUAUGAAUAUGUUUUUAAA
Danio aesculapii is the source of this 10643-nucleotide messenger RNA. RefSeq names its product pseudopodium-enriched atypical kinase 1 (gene peak1). Gene Ontology annotation, molecular function: ATP binding; protein kinase activity. Gene Ontology annotation, biological process: protein phosphorylation. NCBI's taxonomy places the organism in Eukaryota, Metazoa, Chordata, Actinopteri, Cypriniformes, Danionidae. The record is from RefSeq and is a predicted model, not a curated record.